This is a messenger RNA of Trichosurus vulpecula (common brushtail), 3335 nucleotides long. It is a transcript of the gene ELOVL4, whose product is annotated as ELOVL fatty acid elongase 4. The record is from RefSeq and is a predicted model, not a curated record. Gene Ontology annotation, biological process: fatty acid elongation, saturated fatty acid; fatty acid elongation, polyunsaturated fatty acid; very long-chain fatty acid biosynthetic process. Gene Ontology annotation, cellular component: endoplasmic reticulum; endoplasmic reticulum membrane. NCBI's taxonomy places the organism in Eukaryota, Metazoa, Chordata, Mammalia, Diprotodontia, Phalangeridae. Gene Ontology annotation, molecular function: fatty acid elongase activity.
AUGGUGCAGCUUCUCCCUCAGCCCGGCUCCCGCCGCGCCACCGCUGCGGCCGCAUCUCCAUCAGCAUCCCCAUCACCGCCGCGGCUCCGGAGGAGGAGAAGCCGAAGCAAGGACCGGGAGGAGAAAGGAGCCAGGCGGCAGCUGCCAGUCACCUCCGGUUCUGCUCCCUCUGUAGCCAGAGUCUGGGUAGCCGCCAGCCUCUACCCUCCCUGCCGCUGCCAGAGUCUCCGCCACCACCGUCACCACCACCACCGCCGCGGUUGCUGCCUCUGCCCCGCCAUCGCCACGAUGGGGCUCCUGGACUCGGAACCGGCGCGCAUGCUGGAUGUUGUGUCCACCGCGGUCAACGAUACCAUAGAGUUCUACCGAUGGACCUGGUCCAUCGUAGAUAAACGUGUUGAAAACUGGCCUCUCAUGCAGUCUCCAUUGCCUACAUUAUGUAUAAGUACUCUUUAUCUCCUCUUUGUGUGGCUGGGACCCAAAUGGAUGAAGAACAGAGAACCUUUCCAGAUGCGUUUAGUGUUGAUUGUCUAUAAUUUUGGAAUGGUUUUACUUAACAUGUUUAUCUUCAGAGAGCUAUUUUUGGCAUCAACUGCUGCACGAUAUAGCUAUAUUUGCCAGAGUGUGGAUUAUUCAGAUGACGUGAAUGAAGUCAGGAUAGCUGCGGCUCUGUGGUGGUACUUUGUGUCGAAAGGAGUUGAGUAUUUGGAUACAGUGUUCUUCAUCCUGAGGAAGAAAAACAACCAAGUAUCUUUCCUGCAUGUGUAUCAUCACUGUACCAUGUUUACAUUAUGGUGGAUCGGCAUUAAGUGGGUGGCAGGAGGACAAGCAUUUUUUGGAGCUCAGCUUAAUUCUUUUAUCCAUGUGAUUAUGUAUUCAUAUUAUGGCUUAGCUGCAUUUGGCCCGUGGAUUCAGAAAUAUUUGUGGUGGAAACGAUACUUGACCAUGUUGCAGCUGGUUCAGUUCUUUGUGACCAUUGGACAUACAGCAUUGUCUCUUUAUACGGAUUGCCCCUUCCCCAAAUGGAUGCACUGGGCUCUCAUUGUUUAUGCCAUCAGCUUUAUUUUUCUGUUUCUUAAUUUCUACUUUCAAACAUACAACGACCCCAAGACACCAAAAACUCGAACAGCAGCAACAAAUGGUGUUUCAGCAAAUGGUGUAAGCAAAUCAGAAAAGCAGCUAGUGAUGAAUGGAAAAAAGAAGCAUAAUGGAAAGGCAAAAGGAGAGUAACUGGAUCCAGGCCUUAAUUUUUGUUGACACUGAGGAACUUCCCAUUUGAUAAAAUUUUCAGGGAAAAAACACAAGCAAAUAAGGGUUUGGAAUAGGGAGAAAGGAGCCUUCUCUCUCUGUGCCAGUUAACCUUUAGAUUAACUAAAGUGUUAGGUAAGACACCCAGAUGUUUAUUUAUGAAUAUUGUUUUGACAAUAAAGACUCCUAGUUAACUUUUGAUUUUUUCCAGACUAAAGGAUGAUCCUGUUAUUUGGAAGAUUACCUGUCAGGCCACAAGGUUCUUCACAGAAAAACUCUUGCUAGUAGAAUACUAGCAAAACAUAAUGGCGUUUUCAUAAAUCUUUUUGUGCAUAUGUGCAGUUUCUUCUGAAGUUGGUUUUUGAACCAACUAGAUGACCCAUAUCACAAAGUGACUGUGUUUAAUGAGGACAUUAGUGUAUACAUAUGUGCCCUCACAAAGAACCCUUUAAGUCUAAAUUAUCAGCUACAUGCCCUAAUUUGAAAGGAAACACUUUCCAUUUUCUGGGUUGAAGCAUAAUGGUAAUAUAAACAAUCUUAAGUAUUCUGGAUUUCAAUUUACUUGCUGAAGUGGUCUGAAUAUGCCAUUUUUGUUAUAAUUAGGUAUUAAAAAUCUGGUAAUGACUCUAAACUCUUAAGUGUUUGGUGAAGUCCGGUGUCGGUGAAUAUAAGAAAAUAUAAGAAUAUAAGAAAACGUUGCAGAUAAUAUGUUUUAGCAAUCCAAAUGUUGGAAUAACAGUGAUGCAAAUGAUUUUGGGGAAACAAAUUUUUGUGAGGAAAAGGUAGCCUUGAAUAUUUCUAUUUCUGUCAGAAAUGUAUUAUAAAAAAUUAUAAUUAUUGUCUGAUUGGAACAUGAAACGUCUCUUGUCUUUAUUAGCAAUAUCAGCAGAGUUGCAUCUAUGUGCUGUUAGAAAAGAGUAUGUUGAUUUUAUCAGGCUUUCCUUGUUUUGAUUUUAGUGUCUGUUACAGAUUUCAUAAGUAUAAAUAUACCUACCUCUUUUGUUGAAAAGAACAUUUAAAAUUAAAUAAAUUUUAAUUUAAAAAAUACCACAUACACAAGGGGUCUUCCCGUGUUAUGUUAGUCAUAUUAACUCCAAAACCCACUACUCUUCCUUAGUUUUGUGAAUAGUGUAUACUCAGGUUUUUCUAUAAAGUCAUUCUUUCCAUUUAAAUACAAGUUUAGUUUUAUAGUGAUAAUUUUGUUGUGAUUAAGUUCAGGUAUUAUUUAUUAAUAACAUGUAGUACAAUCCCAUUCUAGUGCAAUAUUCUUGACUCCUUGGUGCUGAAAGCAAAAAAUUCAUGAUGCUUAAUGUCAUAAGGUAAUAGACAAGGACAGAACUAUAAAACUACAUUUGCCAUUGAAAUGCAAUACAUAAUAUGUGACCAAUUCACUAGGGAAGAGAAUAUGUACUGUUUAUACAUAUUACUUGUAAAGCAGUAUGGUGUAGUGGAUGGAGGGCUGGCCUAGAAGUUACAAAGACCUAUGUUCAAAUCAUUUGACUUUUAAGUAUCCCAGUCAAUUUUUCAAAGACUACAAAUUAUGAAUGAGGCAUGAGUAGAGGAAGUUACCUCACUGGGAAGUUCCCCACUGGGAGUUCCCAAUACUGAAGAAAUCACAGGUCCAGACAUUUAAAAAAUAUAUACAUUUUACAUAAAUUAAUUUGUUAGGAAAGUGUUGGACAUAAUUCUAUUAAAAAGUUGAAAACUGUAAUGCUUGACACAAAAGCAUGAACAAGGUUCUAAAAAUUUUAUUGACAUGUGAAAACUGCAUGUGCAGGAUAUAUACUGUAUGACUGUGGCAGACAAUAUUUUUUUAAAAUUUUGUAAACCAUAAGAUAUUUAUUGUGCAUUAAAAUUAGGCAUUUCAGUGUUUUUUUCUUAAUGCAUAUGCAAUUUUAAGAAUUGUAAGGUACUUGCUACAGAUCCUAAUGUUAUGGUCUGACAGGAUUAACCACAGUUUGUUUUUGCUUCUUAGUUCUGUAAUAAUGAUAGAUUUGUAAUCUGUAUAAACAAUCUGUACUGGUUACUCUGAGCUCCUCAUUCUCUGCCACUUGAUUUCUGCACAAUAAAUAUUCUGCUGCAGUGGG